AGGGCGUCCAUCUUCGCCUUACCUGGAGAGUGCGUUGAUGUAGUUGCCAGCUGCGCAUAGCCCGUUGGUGCUCAAAUCGACGAGCAGGCGGCCUCUCAUCCCAUCGCGCUAGUCGUAGUUGCUCUUGUAGAAUACGACCCGUAUACCUAAAAUCUCACAAAAGCUGCCAGACCCUUUUGAUCAUGCUACCGUCGCAGUACAGUGCGUACUUGCAGCGAAGCAUACGAUUGCACAUACAGAACUGCGUGUUGUCGAGAACCAGGAUUCAUUACAGUCCAGUACCAGUCGUGGGAGUAGGACGCGACCGGUGCAAUGCACGUAGAAGGCACGGGGGAUGCAACUGCGGUUCUCCUCUCCUCUCCAUUCUCCUCUCCAUUCUGCAUUCCCCUGCUGGUAACAGUGGUCACAGUGCAUUCUCUUGUUCAGAGGUACGAGGGGUGCGCGGUGUCAGGAUGCACCUCAUUCAGCAGCUCAUGCGAGCACCGCUCGUUUUGCCUUCUAUCCUGGAGCUGCAGCUACUGUACGACGCCCUCGUCGCUGGCUCCUCGCUGGCUCUCACUCCCCCUCGCCCUCUACAGUAUCGUGCUGGCUCGACACUCGAACCAGCCCGAGUCGUGGAGAGAUUAUUCGAUGUACACCCAAGUAUUCGAUGAAAUAGCACAUAUUAGAGCCCUCUUUUUGUUACCAUCACCCCAAGUUCGGUUCAGGUUUGCAAUGUCGCACGGAGAGCGAGUCCCGUCGAACGUGGGUUUCUCAGGCAAGCGCAGUAUAGCGUUACAGUGACCACGCAGAUAAAACAAUCGUUGCCAUCGAAUACUUGGUGUACUGUACUCUUGUAGUAGGAUGCGUCUGCCGACGUGGAAGGGGCACAAGCCAGGUACAGUAGCGUUUCUCACCCUCCCCCCCACUACCCCCCUAGAACCAUUCAAGGCUGGCCGCUAUGAGUUUCCAUCCUCACUCAUCUCACUCGCCUCACUCGUCUCACUCGCCUCAGGCUGCACCUCUCGCCCGAAGAGAAAGAAUCUUCCUCUUCGCGGACCAGCGGAGGGGUGUCACUGUCCUCCUCCCGUCCUGCGCGCCAGAAAGCGCUCCGAUUCACCCAUUGGCCAGGUUUUUUCUGCAUACUGUAGACCGCUCUUCGCUACAGUACUACUGCGCAACAGCCCGACAGUAUGGUACAGCCUGCACCGCUACCGAGUAGCGCCGUGAGUGGUGGAUCCUUCCAGAAUGGACGUGCUGCCUUCUAGCCACUCCUCCCUCCCUCUCACCGCUCCUCUUUCCUCCGGAGUUUCUCUUCGCCACUGCCUUGUCUGAUCGAACUAGACCAGACUCUCUGCGUCGUCCCCUUGUCGCUUGGCAACGGACGUCCAAUCGUUGUCCGCCUACGAUCCUCUCUGCCUCAACCUCGAAAACGCUUCCUUCUCUCCGCCAGAGACAUUCGCCCUGUAUGAGCCCCUCUUUUAGACCCGCGACCAGCUGGAAUCCGUGCUACUGACUCCCUGCGCGCCUCAGCCACGGUCAUUUCCUCUUCGGUUGACUUCAGCCAACCACGGGAUCCGCGUUCGAAGUAGCCGCUGGACGAGGCGCCAUCCGGAGCAGCGCGUUUUCGACCAGCCUCAUAAUCCAUGGCGGCUCCUUUCCACAGGGCCCACUCCGCCGACGAGAACCGCGUCGUCUCGCCCCCUGCUGCGCCGACACCGCGCGGAGAGGGGCAACCGGGGGCACCAGGAGGCAGAGGAGGCGGGGGAGGCGGGGGAGGCGGAGCAGCGGGGCGCAUAGCUCACAGCCCGAGUUAUCCCAACUCUGGGUAUGCUACUAACGGGGAUGGGAACCUUGGGGGCUCGCGGCGGUCUCUGGAGGGCGGAGGCGGGAGCUCCAAGGCGCUUUCGAGAUCCAGUAGCGGGGCAGUUGCUAACGCGGAUGCCACGGGUGGUAACGGAGAGGUGGGGAGCAGCAGGUGGCUAAGGCGGGGGGAGAGCGGCGAGGGGAGCGGGAAGCAUUGGUCCGGUACAAGCAGUGCGCUUUCUGCUAGUAGCGAAACGCCUCGUGCGUGGGCUAGCCAGCUGUCCGCCAGUGGUGACAAUAGCGGGGGUGCUAUCCUCGAGCUGGGUGACUACAACGAUCAGAUGGCCACAUCCCCGUAUCCAGAGGCGAUCAAAGAGGAGGAAGGGUCCGUGGAGGGCCGGAAUGUUCCAAUGCCGGAUGUGACUCUAGAGGAGGAGCUCUCCGAGUCUCUCAUGCCGCUCAAGUGGGUGUUCUUCCCCGAGGCAGACCCCAUUCAGCAGUUUCGUGGAAAGCCGUGGAGGGAGAAGAUCUGGGUGUUCCUCAAGGGCGUGUUCCCGAUCCUGGAGUGGCUGCCCAAGUACGACCUGCGGUACUACCUGCUGGGUGACAUCAUCGGGGGGGUGUCCAUCGCUAUAAUGUCCGUGCCUCAGGACGUGUCAUACGCCAAGUACGCCAACCUCCCUGCCGAGUUCGCUCUCCGCACCAGCUUCAUCCCCCCUCUGCUGUACGCGAUACAGGGCUCCUCCAAGCACCUGGUGAUAGCGCCCGUGUCCGUCGUGUCUCAGCUGCUGGGCACCACACUCAGCGGCAUAGUGGACCCCAGCGCCGACCCUGCUCUCUACACCAGUCUCGCCGUCACGGCCACCUUCUUCUGCGGCAUCUUCCAACUCAUCAUGGGGCUCUGCAGGUUCGGUUUCUUAGUCGAUUUUCUCAACCAGCCAACGAUCGUUGGGUUCCUGUCGGGGUGCUCGCUCACCAUCGCCAUCCAGCAGCUCAAGCUCAUUCUGGGCUACAAGGACUUCACCCUCAGCACCAGCAUCGUCAACAUCAUCGCUGCGAUAGUGCAAUACAGCUCGCAGUUCCAGUGGAAGGCGUUCGUGAUGGGCAUGUCUUUCUUCCUCUACCUCACCACCGUCCGCGCCCUGGUGUACUUAAAGCCCAAGAACAAGGUGUUCUACUACCUCAAUGCGCUCGGCCCCUUGACAUCCAUUGUCAUAUCGACCAUCAUCGUUUCAGUUGCUGGACUCAGCACCAAAGGCAUUCCCACGAUCGGCAAGAUAGGCACCGGGCUGCACGGGGCGUCGUCCAUCUCAUACCUCAACUUCUCGUCGGAAUUUGUGGCAGAUGUGGCCACCGUUGGCUUCAUCGCCUGCCUCGUUUGCCUCGCGGAAUCAGUGGGCAUCGCCCGCACUUUUGCCAGCCUAUAUGGUUACCACAUCGACGGUAACAAGGAGAUGGUGGCCUUCGGUUCGAUGAAUCUGGUCGGCUCCUUCACCUCCUGCUACGUCGCAACAGGGUCCUUCUCUCGCACGGCCGUGAACAUGCUGGCAGGCGCACGGACCGCGGUCACUCAAGUCAUCAUGUCUGGCCUCAUUCUGCUCGUGCUGCUCGUAGCCGCCCCACUCUUCAAGAACGUCCCCAAUUGCGUCGUGGGUGCUGUCAUCGCCAACGCUGCCCUCAACUUGGCCAUUGGCGGUGUAGGGAAGGGGAUGGGGAAGGGGAUGGGGAAGGGGAUGGGGAAGGGGAUGGGGAAGGGGAUGGGGAAGGGGAUGGGGAAGGGGAUGGGGAAGGGGAUGGGGAAGGGGAUGGGGAAGGGGAUGGGGAAGGGGAUGGGGAAGGGGAUGGGGAAGGGGAUGGGGAAGGGGAUGGGGAAGGGGAUGGGGAAGGGGAUGGGGAAGGGGACGGGAAGGGGACGGGAAGGGGACGGGAAGGGGUUGAAACGGGAGAUCAGUCUCCUCCUUGACUUCCAUGCUGCUUGGUCUCUGUGGAAAGUCGACAAGAUGGAUUUCCUCGUCAUGUCGGGCUGCUUCCUCGCCAUCCUCUUCGGCUCCCCCGAGAUCGGUCUCCUCGUUGCCAUCCUGCUCUCACUCAUCAAGAUCCUCCUGCGCUCGCUGCGCCCCCACAUCCGCCUGCUCGGGCUGCUCCCCAACGCCGCCGCCACGGCCGUGAGCGUGCUGCAGUUCCCCAACAGCACCUUGUGCGAGGGCAUUGUCAUGCUGCGAAUUGAGUCGCCGCUGUACUUCCCCGGGGCGAAUUUCGUGCGGCAGCGGGUGAAGAAGCUGUGCGACGCGUACGCCAGGGGAUACCAGCAGCCAGUCAAGCACUGCGUGUUGGACCUCUCAGUCAUGCAUGACAUCGAUGUGACGGCCAUCGAGGCAAUGAGGGAUCUGCACCGCGACUUGACACAGACUGGCAUUCAGCUGUGUCUGGCCAGCGCCAACAGGGACGUGCUGAGGAAGAUGUUUGACGCCCAGCUCUUGGCUGAGAUCGGGGAGCAGUGGCUCUUCGUCACUCCUGCCGAUGCCGUCAAGCUGUGCCGCGCUGUGGCGCUCUCACAACCCGCUGCUAAGGAGAGUGAACAGCUGCUAACAUCUGUGGAGACUUACGAUAUCUAAAGCGGUGGCAGCAGCAGCAGCUGUAGCAGCAGGGGGGAUGGCGGAGAGCAGUGGCUACUUUUCGUGUCAAGCCAAUUGAGACAAGUUUUGGCACAGCGUGGCUCUCUCGCUUUUGGUACUUAUGCAUGGGAGUGAUAUGUGUCUGUGUAAUGUACGCAGUGUUAAUUACUAAGUUACGUAUGAUUUUGUUCUACGAAAUAUUAACACAAAGGUAGUUUAAAUACUUUUUGUGGAUGGAUAGGUAGUAAUUUCUAUACAGC
This is a messenger RNA of Closterium sp. NIES-67, 4660 nucleotides long. NCBI's taxonomy places the organism in Eukaryota, Viridiplantae, Streptophyta, Zygnematophyceae, Desmidiales, Closteriaceae. The record is from the annotation of a GenBank genome assembly.